AACAAUCACUGAUUACUCGGCAAUUCAUUUCACCUCCUCUCCUUCGAAAUUCAAAGACCAGAAAGAAAAAGAAAAUCAGAGCUCCAUUAAUGGCGAAAACAAACAUAAAUCCAAAAUCAGGAUUCAACCCAACAACAAAAAUAUACCACAGCCUCCGUCCAAAAGUAAACCUUCCACCAUUAUCAACACCACUUUCCGUAACCGAAUACACUUUGUCUCUUCUAAAAUCAUCGUGCACCAAUCUAGACACGACCAUCGCAUUAAUCGAUUCCAGUGCUGGUAAUCGGAUUUCUUUUGCUGAGUUACUUCGGCAUGUUGAAAAUCUAGCUGAUUAUUUACAAUACAAAAUCGGUUUAUCUAAAGGUGAUUCAGUUUAUGUGAUUUCAUCACCUUCGCUUAAGAUACCAAUUCUUUAUUUCGCGCUUUUAUCUAUCGGGGUAAUCAUUUCUCCGGCGAAUCCAUUGAGUUCUAAAGGUGAGAUUUCCCGUCAAAUUGAUCUUACUAAACCGGUGAUUGCUUUUGCUACUAAGAAUACUACUGAUAAAAUCCCGUCUUUAAAAUACCAAACGAUUUUACUUGAUUCUCUUGAGUUUGAGUCGGUGUUGGUGAGUGGUUCGGAUGGAAUUGACAAGAAAAUGAAAAAGAAGGUUGAGGUGAAACAGAUUGAUACGGCGGCGAUAUUAUAUUCGUCCGGGACGACGGGGAAAGUGAAAGGUGUUGUGUUGACACACCGGAAUUUUAUUGGGUUGAUAUGUGGGUACAAUGAAAUUAGAUAUCAAACCAAGGAAGUUGAGAAUACGAUGAUUCAACCGGUAGCGUUGUUCACGGUGCCAUUGUUUCAUGUUUUUGGUUUUUUUAUGUUUAUUAAAGCGGCAGCUAUGGCGGAGACUGUUAUUUUAAUGGAGAAGUUUGAUUUUGUUGAGAUGUUGAAAGUUAUCGAGAAGUAUAAAGUUACUUACAUACCUGUAUCACCACCACUUGUUAUUGCAAUGGCGAAAUUAGAUGUGGUUAAGAAAUUUGAUCUUAGUUCACUUCAAGUUGUGGGGUGUGGUGGUGCGCCGCUUGGGAAAGAUGUUUCUGAGAAAUUUACUGCCAGAUUUCCUAAUGUUCUCAUAGUUCAGGGGUAUGGUUUGACGGAGUCAGCGGGAUCAGCAACAAGGAUGAUAGGACCUGAGGAGAGCACACGUUAUGGAUCUGCUGGACUGCUUGCUGAGAACUUAGAAGCUAUGAUAGUUGAUCCUGUUAGCGGGGAAGCUUUGUCUCCUGGCAAGCAAGGAGAGCUAUGGCUUCGAGGUCCAAUCAUCAUGUCAGGCUAUGUAGGAGACAAUGAAGCGACUGCCUCAGCCUUGGAUUCAGAAGGCUGGUUAAAAACUGGUGAUCUUUGUUACUUUGACUCUGAGGGCUAUCUCUUUGUUGUCGAUAGAUUGAAGGAAUUGAUUAAAUAUAAAGCAUACCAGGUUCCUCCAGCUGAGUUGGAGCAUUUACUUCAAUCCCAUCCAGAAAUUGCUGAUGCAGCUGUUAUUCCGUACCCUGAUGAAGAUGCAGGGCAGAUUCCAAUGGCAUAUAUAGUGAGGCAACCUGGAAGUAACCUCAGUGAUGCUCAAGUCAAGGACUUCAUUGCAAAGCAGGUGGCACCUUAUAAAAAGAUAAGAAAAGUAGCUUUCGUCAGUGCAAUCCCAAAAUCUCCUGCAGGAAAAAUCUUAAGGAGGGAACUAGUCAAUCUUUCUCUAACUUCUGCAAAGUUAUGAUCCAUAGUUUAUUGUAGCUGUUGAAGAAGUUGGAAGAAACAUAUUCUUUCUUUGUUUCAGUGUUCCACAUCUAUGAAGGAGCAUGUGAAACAAUCUGUAGAUGUAAUGUUCAACGAACUACUAUUAUGUAUAUGAAUAAGUACACAAUGUAAUAUUUCCUACUUCUACUUUUUUUUUUGAUCGAUUUCCUACUUUUACUCUUGAUGGAGUAGUAUUUCUUACUUCCCGCAGUGUGGGGGGAUUCUUCUGUGUUAAAUGUUGACAUCUAUGUGGUAUACAUGGUUUACUGGCUCCCUUA
This is a messenger RNA of Papaver somniferum (opium poppy), 2046 nucleotides long. Its product is annotated as 4-coumarate--CoA ligase-like 9. The record is from RefSeq and is a predicted model, not a curated record. The transcript has 6 exons. The coding region runs from base 90 to 1748 and encodes 552 amino acids. Gene Ontology annotation, molecular function: CoA-ligase activity. NCBI's taxonomy places the organism in Eukaryota, Viridiplantae, Streptophyta, Magnoliopsida, Ranunculales, Papaveraceae.